CUGGGGGCGCCGCUAUUCCCACGAUUAGGGCCCGCUCUCGUCGGGGCGGCUGCUCGGACUCUGCCGACCGCGGCCUUGCUGGCGAGAUGGCGGCCGAGAUCCACUCGCGGCCUCAAAGCAGCCGGCCGGUCCUGCUGAGCAAGAUCGAGGGGCACCAGGACGCCGUCAGUGCUGCGCUCGUUAUCCCCAAAGAGGACGGCAUCAUUACUGCCAGCGAGGACAGGACAAUUAGAGUAUGGCUGAAGAGAGACAGUGGACAGUAUUGGCCCAGCAUCUACCAUACAAUGUCAUCUCCUUGUUCAACUAUGGCUUAUCAUCAUGACAGUAGACGAAUAUUUGUAGGCCAAGAUAACGGAGCCAUUAUGGAAUUUCAUAUUUCAGAAGACUUUAAUAAGAUGAAUUUUGUCAAGACUUAUCCAGCUCACCAGAACAGAGUGUCAGCAAUCAUUUUUUGCUUGGAAGCAGAAUGGGUGAUUAGCACUGGCCAUGAUAAAUCUGUCAGUUGGAUGUGUACCAGAAGUGGAAAUAUGUUGGGAAGACACUAUUUCACUUCCUGGGCAUCUUGCCUACAAUAUGACUUUGAAACCCAGCAUGCCUUUAUUGGAGACUACUCUGGACAGAUUACUCUAUUGAAGCUAGAACAGAGCACGUGUUCAGUGAUCACAACUCUCAAGGGUCAUGAAGGAAGUAUUUCUUCUUUGUGGUGGGAUCCUGUUCAGCGAUUACUUUUCUCUGGAGCAUCUGAUAAUAGCAUAAUCAUGUGGGACAUUGGUGGAAGAAGAGGUCGGACCCUGCUUCUUCAAGGUCAUCAUGACAAGGUGCAGGCCCUCUGUUACCUCCAUCUCACACGACAACUGAUUUCUUGUUCAGCAGAUGGAGGGAUCACAGUCUGGAAUAUGGAUGUUAGUAGAGAAGAGGCCCCACAGUGGUUAGAAAGUGAUUCCUGUCAGAAAUGUGAGCAGCCGUUUUUCUGGAAUAUAAAGCAGAUGUGGGAUACAAAGACCCUGGGUCUGAGGCAGCAUCACUGUAGGAAAUGUGGUCAAGCAGUAUGUGGCAAAUGCAGCACGAAACGCUCCAGCUAUCCUAUAAUGGGCUUUGAAUUCCAGGUCCGGGUUUGUGACUCUUGUUUUGAGUCUGUCAAAGAUGAAGAUCGUACCUCUUUGGCAACUUUUCAUGAAGGAAAACACAACAUAUGCCAUAUGUCCAUGGAUAUUUCAAGGGGACUUAUGGUGACAUGUGGAAGUGAUCGUGUAGUAAAGAUUUGGGACAUGACACCAGUAGUGGGUUGUAGCCUUGCAACUGGAUAUACUUCCCGUUGAUCCGGGCUUUCCAGAAUAGUAUACUGUAUGCAUCAAGUGGAUAUCUUCCCUUUCCUACUCCUGCCACACAUGCCAGCUGCUUGACUUUGAGAAUAUCAUUUUCCUAAGAUAGACAUUUUUGUUUAGGGCUUACAAAGAAUGGUGGAAGGUACCGGGUACAAGUUGAUGGCCUGUGGAAUGAACAGUAGGAAGGUUUACAUACAACAAAAUAUCCGGCAUAGGAAGACCACUCAUAGCUUGAUUUUACUUGUAGCAUUCAGUGUGCUUUCUCUGCUGAAAUGAUAUUGUACUGUGGCUAAGGGUUAAAAUGAGUACAGUAUACUGUAGUGACAACAAAACAUGUUCAAAAUGUAUUCUUUGUAAACUGUCCCGGUAGACUAGUUUUGUCUUAUGAAUAGUCACUGUGAAUAAUGGUGCACAGACUUUGAAUAUAACUUUGCCAGCAGGAGGGAAAACAUUUCUUUCCCAGCAGCAUUGCAAUAGGGGUGGGGGCAUUGAUAGUGUGUUUUGGACUGUUUUGUUUCUCUGUUACAUUUGAUGUUGUUCCAGUUUUAAAUUGUCUAUUGCGAAAGGGGUGGAUAGAUCCUUGGCAAAACACUAAACAUGGUUUCAAUAAUGGCUGAAGCUAAAUGAGGGAUUUGAAUCAUACUUUUUGUAUGUAGUAAAAGGGUACAGUUGAGGUUUGGUGAAAUAGACAGUAAAGGUAUGUUGAACAAAAGGCUUAUUUGUGGUGUACAAAUAAGAUUUUUAGUUCAAUUUCAG
Molecule: messenger RNA, 2081 nt
Organism: Protobothrops mucrosquamatus (brown spotted pit viper)
Lineage: Eukaryota; Metazoa; Chordata; Lepidosauria; Squamata; Viperidae
Gene: WDFY1
Product: WD repeat and FYVE domain containing 1
Exons: 13
Coding region: 87-1319 (410 amino acids)
Molecular function (GO): protein binding; metal ion binding
Source: RefSeq, a predicted model, not a curated record